AUGGAGGACGCCUACCUUGUGCCGGCGAUUUUGUGGCUCGUGCAAACCAUCCUCGGCACCAUCGGGAUCUGCGAGCUGGAUUCGUGGAUCCGCCAAGCCAGGCUUCACGAUGACAUCCAGAACCUCAAGUCCGAGCUCGAGGUAGUCCAGGCAGUGGCCACCGAUGCGAAGGGGAUGGCACUCCAGAGUGCGCGGCUGGCUAGAUCUCUCGCCGAUCUCAAAAGGUUUCUGUACGAUGCCGACGACCUGGUCGACGAGCUCGACUACUGGAGGCUCCGGCACCAAGUCGAAGGAGUUACUUUGCAGGAGCCUGAUGGCAUGCAUGAAGCAGCACGAGUAGAUCAUGGCACAUCCAGAGGCGAUGAUAAUAUUCUGCUAACAAGCAGUCGUGGCAAAAAACGGUCCAAGGCAUGGGAUGAUUUUGUCGACAUAAAAGAUGGUAAUGGAAAGACCGUGCAGGCAGAAUGUAGACACUGUAAAAAGAGAGUUCAAUACAAAGGUGCACAAGGGCCAAGGGUGUUGACAACUCAUGUCAAUAGUACCUACUGCAAGAAUAUGCGAGAAGCACGUCCCCAGCUGCAAAGCCAUCCAAGCAUAAAUGAAGCUGCUGAAAAUGCUACUCCCGUUGCUGCCGGUAAUUCAUCCAACAGACCGAGGAUGGUAACGAAUCAAGAGCCAACAGAAAUCACCACAGCUAUUGCUCACCCUUGGGAUAAGGACGAAUUUUCGAGUAGGAUACAAAAAACAACUCAUCAGUUGAAAGGCAUCCGAGGGGAUGUGACGAAGGAUCUCAACAUGCCUGGGUCACACUCUGGUGCAAGUUCAGGUCACCAUCAAAGUACAACAGCCUCAGGUGCACGCCAAAGAACAUCAAGCCUUCUUCAAGGCAAAUUUUAUGGGAGAGUCGAAGAGAAGAACUCCAUCAUAAACCAGAUCACAGCUGGCAAAUCUGACAGUGUAGCUAUUCUGCCUAUUGUAGGCAUUGGGGGGACCGGGAAGACAGCGCUCGCACAAUUUGUAUAUAAUGAUCCGAAAGUGCAAAACCAAUUUGACCACAGCACAUGGGUCUGGGUGUCUAACAGCUUUGAUGAAAUGAGAAUCACAAGAGAGAUGUUAGAUAUUGUCCCUCGAGAAAAGCACGAAGGGUUAUGCAGCCUUGACAGACUUCAGCUGGUCUUGAAAACUCAUAUUGAAUCAAAAAGGGUUCUGGUUAUUUUAGAUGAUGUCUGGGAUGACAUGAAUGAUUGCAGAUUUAACCUAAUACUUGCUCCUUUCAAGUCAAACAAUGCAAAUGGCAGUGUGAUCCUUGUGACAACUAGAUAUCUCUCUGUUGCAAAAAGGAUAGGAACGACUGAAUCAGUUGUGUUACGUGCUCUGGGAGAUGAUGAUUUUUGGUUAUUGUUCAAAGCACAAGCAUUUCGUAAUGAGAACUAUGAAGGGGAUGGAAACCUGACGAGCAUUGGACGGAAAAUAGCAGGCAAGCUAAAAGGCAACCCGUUAGCAGCAGUAGCUGCAGGGGAACUUUUAAGAGUUGAUCUUACUGUUGGUCAUUGGAAUAAAGUUCUGAAGGACGAAGAUGGGAAGUUGCUGGGGCGCAGUGGACGCAUCAUGGCUGCUUUGAAUCUUAGCUAUGAUCAGCUGCCAUACCAUUUACACCAAUGCUUCUCGUAUUGUUCUAUGUUCCCCGACAAUCAUUUUUUUCGUGGUGAAGAGUUGAUCCACAUGUGGAUUUCACAAGGAUUUGUCAAGCAGACCCAUCCAAGUAAGAGAUUAGAGGAGAUAGGAAUGGACUAUCUGGCUGAUUUGGUGAACCUGGGAUAUUUUCAGCGAGUUGGUAGAAGAGAUUUAUAUGUUGUGUGUGGUCUUAUGCAUGAUUUUUCAAGGAUUGUUUCAAGAACUGACUGUGCAAUUAUAGAUGGUCUAGAAUGCACUGAUAUAUUGCCAACUGUACAACAUUUGUCAGUAAAGUGCAAGAAAGAUCAGCAUGGGAACGUGUCUUGGAGUAGCAAGUUUAAAGAAGAUUUGAGAAAAACAGUUAUAUCUGUGAGAAAACUGAGGACGUUACUGUUAAUCGGGCAAUAUGACUGUUCCUUCUUUCAAUCCUUCGAAGACAUAUUCCAGAAGGCACACUAUAUACGUCUGCUGCAAAUAUCAGCAACAUUUCAUGAUUUUAAUUCCCUCGUGCGCAGUUCUGUAAAUCCUACUCAUCUUCGCUAUCUAAAGCUUACAGUCAAUGAGGUGCAGGGAGAUUUGCCUCAGGUUUUGAGCAAUUUUUGCCACCUUCAAGUAUUAGAUGUCGGCUCAAACACUCAUCUUGAUGUAGCUCAUGGAAUGAAUAAUCUUGUCAGUUUGCGGCAUCUUGUUGUAGCUUCCAUAUACAGAAUUGGCAAAUUGACAUCACUUCAGACACUAAGCAAUUUUAGCGUACAAGAUUCUAAUGGCUUUCGGAUUAUAGAACUUCAAUCCAUGAAUGAUCUUGCCCAACUUAUGAUUUCUCAACUUCAAAAUGUUAAAACUCUGGAGGAGGUUUGUGGGGCAGGACUGAGAUACAAACGACACUUAGAAAAGCUGCACUUGUCCUGGAAUAUGUCACAUGUUGAAUCUGACUCGGAUGGCAGCAAUGAAUCUGACUGGGAUGACAGCAAUGAAUCUGCGAAUGUCAUGAGCUCUGAACCUUCUACCAGCAAAGAAACAGAGGAGUGCUUGCCAACAGAGGUACUUGAGGGUCUAAAACCACAUUACAAUCUGAAACAUCUUCAGAUAACAGGGUACAAUGGUGCUAACUCUCCAUCCUGGCUUGCUCGCAAUAUCUCUGUUACCUCUUUACAGACUCUGUAUUUGAAUGGAUGUGGACAAUUGCAGAUACUUCCAUCUUUGAGAGAGCUUCCGUUUCUUGCAAAGUUAAACUUGAGAAACAUGCCAAAACUAGAAGAAGUAUCGGUUCCUUCAUUGGAGAAGUUGGUGUUAGUUAAAAUGCCGAAGUUGGGGAGAUGCUCCUGCGUUUCCUUGAGGGACUUGAACUCUUGUUUAAGGGUUCUAACAAUUAAGGAUUGCCCUGCACUGAAGGUGUUUGAUCUGUUUGGGAACGGCCACAAAUUCAAAAUUGAGCAGAAGUCAUGGUUGCCACGCCUUUGUGAGCUCACUCUAAAGAACUGUCGCCUUUUGGUGGUACCACACCCUUUACCAUCUUCAAGCACUGCUUGUAGUAUUUCCAUGAGCAGAGUCCCGAAAUUUCCAAGAAUAGAGGUGUCCUCCGGCAGAAGUUUAACAAUCGGCGAGGAUUUUGAUGAGUAUGUUUUUGGUGAAGUUCCUUUUGACAGGUUAUCUGAUGAGCUGUUCGUGUUAGAUGGAAAUAUUUUGGCAUUCCAUAAUCUAAGGUUCCUGACACAGUUGAUAAUAGGUUGUUGCCGAAAACUAACGUCUAUUUCACUCAAAGGAUUAAGUCAACUUGAAUCCUUAAAGACACUGAAAAUAAACGCCUGUCCCGGGCUUUCUGGUUUUGAUGCUCCACCAGAGCAUUAUGCCCUCCCAUCACUCGAAUAUCUAGAGAUUGGGUCAUGUAGAAUAGUGUGGGGGUGGCUAUCUCUGAUUCUGCAACAUGCGCCAGCACUAAAGGAAUUGGAUUUACUUUGCUGCCCAAAGUUAGAACAUCUACAGCUGAACUCCUGCACGACACUGCAAAAGUUGAAGGUAAAUACAUGUGAAUCGCUUGGCACACUAGAUGUUUUGCAAUCCCGUUCUCUAAAGGAAUUGGAAGUAGCGGACGUCCCAAAUUUGGAAUCUCUACAGCUGCACUCUUGCACGACACUGGAAGAAUUGGAUAUUGACAGCUGUACAUCACUCUGUACACUAGAGGGCUUUCAAUCCCUUGGCAGCCUCAGGCGUUUGAGUCUACGUGAAUGCUGCAGCCUGCAUUCAUGUUUGGAGGGUUUGCCAGCGCAGGACUGCGAAUUAUGCCCUCAACUAGAAUUUCUUGGAAUCAGUGACUUCUCUUUCCUUGCCACGUCGUUCUGCAGGCAACUCAGAUCACUCCAGCGGCUAGUUAUUUGUGGUUCUGUGGAAGAAACAAAUGCAGCAGGACUAACAGAUGAGCAAGAGACAGGGCUUCUGCUCCUCGGUUCCCUCACAGAGCUCCAAUUUGAGCAUUACAAUUAUCUCAAAGAUCUUCCUGGAGGCCUGCACAGACUUGACUCCCUCCAGGUGUUGGAGAUUUCAUAUUGUCCGAGCAUCUCAGGGUUGCCGGACCUCCCGCCUUCUCUAGAGGAGUUGAGAAUCUUCUACUGCAGUGAGGAGCUGGUAGGUCAAUCCAAAUCACUAGCAUCAAGCAAGUUAAAGGUCAAAAUUAACUGGCAAUAUGUGAACUGAUUACUUGGUGGCUUGUUAAGCACACCUACAC
Messenger RNA from Triticum aestivum (bread wheat), 4396 nucleotides. Its product is annotated as putative disease resistance protein RGA4. NCBI's taxonomy places the organism in Eukaryota, Viridiplantae, Streptophyta, Magnoliopsida, Poales, Poaceae. Gene Ontology annotation, molecular function: ADP binding; DNA binding. The coding region runs from base 1 to 4365 and encodes 1454 amino acids. The transcript has 3 exons. The record is from RefSeq and is a predicted model, not a curated record.